This is a messenger RNA of Hermetia illucens (black soldier fly), 2766 nucleotides long. RefSeq lists its product as uncharacterized. Bases 1378 to 2682 code for a protein of 434 amino acids. Lineage: Eukaryota; Metazoa; Arthropoda; Insecta; Diptera; Stratiomyidae. The transcript has 6 exons. The record is from RefSeq and is a predicted model, not a curated record.
AAGAACGGGUUGUGUAUGGGCGGCAUUUCGAGCGAUACGUGAGUUGCGGUAUGUGAGCAUCUUAAACGCGAGGUUCGAACGAUACAUUUCCAUUGUAUGUUAAAUCAUCAAUGAUUGGCGAUAGUGUGACAACUUAAUCUAAUCAUCCGGUCAAAAGAUAGCGAGUAUACAUUCAAAAAUUAUGCAUCGACAGCACUAAAGGCGCUUGAUAUAAUCGAAAGUUUAUAAUGGAAGAUUUCAAAGGUUCCGUGCAGCGGCACACUAGCUUGAUGGACUAACUACAUAUCAACACGAGUAUUGUUUGUUUAGAUGCAACCAGACGGGUGUUUACUUGGCUAGAAAUCAAAAUAACGCUCAACUUUUCCUCAGAAUUUUCAUUCAAUUUUCACCAAUUUACGCCUCUAAUGGAAGAGGAAGUCUACAUUUCAGUCGUGCAUGUUGUUUUGGAAGAGACUGAGGCAAGUUCUUUUGCUAAUUCCUUUAAAAAAGUGGGAAAAAUAUUCAAAUAGUGUGUUGGAGAUACUGGAAACAAGCGUUGUUCGAAAUUUUCGUGUUUUAUGAGUGCCGUUUUCACAUAUUUGUGUUAAACUAGUUUAUGACUUUCGACGAGUUCUUUUGGUGUUUCGCAAAAAGAUAGAAUCAACCUUCAAUGACAUAAUGUUCUCAAAGAAUAUUUCAUUGUGAAACUAUUGUCAGUUUUGAUAAACUUGUUGCUACAGUGCGCGGCAUUUGAUCAAAUCUAGUUUAACUACGAAAUAAAGAUGGGUGUGCUGUACGAAUGAGAACAUUCUGAAUCAAGUUCGAUUGGAUGACAGAAUUAAGACCUUGCACAAAACAUUCGGCAUUACUCGAGAAAACGCUGCAAUAUGCAACACACACAAAUAUAGUGCCAAAACAGACAUACGAAUAUAUUUACACGUUAUCAAUAUGUAAAUGGAAUUCUCUCCAAAUAAAAAUCGUUUUGCAAUGUUACGAAAGCGACGAAGCUCACGGCUGAGCCAAUUCACUAGCACGGUGCCUUUAUUCGUCGCAUCUGAAACCCUCUCGCAAUUUAAUUUAUCUAAUCAGAAACGAAAUCAUGAGCAAGUAGUGAUAAGAAAGUGCGGCCCCGACAAGAGACGUUAUGAAAAGAGCUAUCGUUAGUGCCUUGCGGUUGAACCUACGGAAGUUUUCACACCUUCACAAUUGUUUAUAACAAUUGGAAUUGAUAGUGUACGAAGCGAAUUACCCAGAAAAAUGUAACUCAAUCUUAUAAAUGAAGCCCAAUGAAUAUUAAUUAAAAAGUGUUGAACCGUGUAAUCAAAUUGCAAAGUUCAAAGUCGCACUUUGCGUUUCCGUUCAAAGAUCGUGAUAACAAAUAGAUAAAAGUGAAUAAUUAUGAGUGCCAAAUACGUUAAGAUACUUUUCGGAUUUUGCUUUUUCACAAGCUCGUGGCAGGCGUAUGCCCAUCCAGACGGGGAAAAUAUGGCCAUUUGCAUAUAUCAUGAUACUAAAUACACCUGCGAUUGUGCAUAUUCAAACGAACCAAUCGAGUUACCGAUAAUGGAUGGCAAUGUCUUCCACGUUUCUAUUGCAAACUGUAACAAUGUUGUCAUCGUUUCCAACUUUCUGGUUAAUACAUAUGGCCUGAGAAGUAUUAGCUUUACGAAUUUACGGAAUUUGACAUUGCAACAAAGUGCACUGUCCUUCCCGCAGUUGCUCAGUAGUACAAGGCUUAUCAUCGAUUUCAACAAUGUUACCAUUAAGGAGAUACAGUCACAUGCGUUCAAUGGAAAUAUCGACGAAAUCACCUUCACUUCCACCCAAAUUGAUCUCAUUCGACCAUUUGCUUUCACUGCAUUUAGAGAUAAGGCAUAUUUUAUUAAAUUUAUUGAUACAGUAUUUAAACUGGUGGAGCCUCAGGCAUUCAAAAAAUUCAGUGUCACCAAGUUGGAAAUAACCGACUCAUUGUUCAUAAACCCGCUUCCUACUCGAACUUUCUACGACGUCGAAGUUGUGGAAAAUUUGUCCAUCGGAAACACAACUUUCAAUGGAGCCUUUUCCAGGGCUUUUUCAUUCAGCGCUGUAUCCAUGCUGGCGUUCACACACAACCAGGUGGAAAAGUUCGAAGGAGAAUGUUUCGAGAUAAAAAUCAGGGAUAGCGUGGCGGUUCGGAACAACACGUUCACGCAAAUUCAUCCCGCAAUUUUUCGAGAAAUCGAAGUCACGCCUGAUUCCAUGCAGCGUAGCGAAAAACCAGAAUUCCGUCUAAUUGAAAACAUAAUCCAUCAAACUGGUGAUCCAGUUCCUAUAUAUAUAAGUGGAAAUUUCCAAUUAGUUCUAGGCAAGCUUUACUUCUCAACAAUUGUUAAUUGUGAUCAAAUUCGUAAGAUAAGUAAUUUAGCAUUUUUCAAGAGCCAUGAAGAUUUCAUAUAUUUAAGAUUCAGUGAAAAUGGUAAUUAUUUAACAUACAAUCAGAUGCUAAAUAUAGAAUGCAAGCAUAGUUCCAAUUGGUUGUAUGUGGCUAUUGGAGUUAGUUGCUUGCUCCUGCUCGCUGUUAUUGUGGCCGGAAUUGUGUUCUAUUUUGUCAGGAAAAAGCAAAAGAAUAAACUAGAUAUUAUUAUGCCAGAGCCAAAAACUUAUCGCGAAACACAAAUUAUUUUACAAAUUGAAAAUGCCGGGUUACUAAAGACUGAUAUGUGAAGCAGAUGGGGAGCAUGUGCUAGUAUAUAAGUGCAUUGUAUUAUUUAAAAGAGAAAUAAUAUAUAUGGAAAUUUAUAAAGACGA